AUGCUGGUGACCUAUUUGGAAGCCAGCCAGGACCUUUGCGAGACGGACUCAAUUCUUUUUGGCGCCGCACUGGCAGUAUGCCGUAUUAUUGGCGCCAAACUUCCCAUGGCUGCACGUGCUACUCAACAAAGUAGCGCCAUCCCAGCCUGGAGAAAAAGAAUCGAGGACCGUAUCGCAAAGGCAAGGACCCUUAUCGGCAGACUGACAAGCUUCAGGUCGGGUAAUAAUAGACCGAGAGUUGUGCGCACCGUUAGAAUGUCGUUUGUUUGGACAAAUAUUAGUUUUUCCCAGCCGGAUAUCACGCAGAAACUAAUGGAGCGUAUAGAUGACCUGAAGCAAAAAAUCGCUGCUUGGGGGAAGCGGAUUCGACGAUUUAGCGAGAGGUCAAGGCGGUUCAACCAGAAUCGUCUCUUCCAGAGUGAUCAGAAGAGGCCCUAUAAGUCAUUGGAGCGACCAGAGGUAUGUGGAGCGGGCCCAGGACCGGAUCAGGCCGACACUGUCGCAUUUUGGCGUGGCCUGUGGUCAGAGCCCGUAAACCACAGCGAGGGCCCUUGGAUGGAAGUUGUGGCGAGCCAGAGUGCAAGUGUUACGCCUAUGGACCCCGUCACCAUAACGCCUGAAGACGUGGCUGAGGCGGUCCGUAGGGCCCCGAACUGGAAAAGUCCGGGGCUCAACGGGCUGCAUCAUUACUGGCUGAAGGGGUUCGUAGUGUGUCACGCUGUGCUCGCCCGACAGUUUCAAGAGGCUCUCGAUCAGAAGUCGCUCCCGAGCCUCUUCACAACUGGGAUCACUCACUUGGUUCCUAAAGAUCAGGAUAUACACGAGCAAAUACCGCCCCAUCACGUGUCUACCCACCAUAUAUAA
Messenger RNA from Parnassius apollo (apollo), 864 nucleotides. NCBI's taxonomy places the organism in Eukaryota, Metazoa, Arthropoda, Insecta, Lepidoptera, Papilionidae. The record is from the annotation of a GenBank genome assembly.